ACGCUCACACGGCCACGUCCGACACGUGUCCCGACCUCAUUGGGAGUUGAGGCCGACCCCUAAACCUCGACGGCUGCAAAUCACCAGCUUUUCGCGGCCUAACCUUUUCGCUUUCCCAUUUCAAAAACUGCCCCCUUUGCUUUGCUUGGGUCAACCAACGGCGUCGUUUUUACCGUUUUGGAUUUUAUCAUCUACCGCAAAAAAGGGGGAAACUUUUCAUGACCCGAAGGAAUCUGGGUUUCUUUGCUUUCAAUCAAUACUCAAUAGGUUAGUAAUGCGAAAAAUCAACCGACCCUGUUCGUGUCUGGACAAAGUCAUACUGCAUCCGUACAAGAACAACGUAAAUGGUUUUUCGAGGGUUUGGUAGAUUAGGAAAAGGUUUGAGUUUUCUGGGUUUUUAAGGUUGAGAUGGAUGGAUGUUUAUUUUCUUGUUUUGGAUGACAAUGCAUCAGCUGGAUCCCGAUAUUGUUCGGUGGGGCCUUCACCUCAUAGAUGUUUGGCCUGUGGCUGAUGAACGCUCUCCACAAACGAUCACUUGUUAUGAAGAGGACUUGUCCAGAACAGACUCUGUGAAGGAAGGUUUUUGCGAGCGUGAAAAUUCUGUGGUGGAGAAUGAUGAAGUAAUAGCUCAAGCUCUUCAGGAAGAAUUAUCGAAGCUUGCUGAUGCGGAGGCAUCUGGAUCUUCGACUUUUGAGGAACAAAAUCAGAAGGCAUCAAUUCUUGCUCAGGAUUGGCUUGGUCCUUCAAAAAGGCACAUGAGUUCUGAUUGUCAGAAUAAUUUAGGAGAAGCAGGAAAAGAUGGACCACUUAUAUCGGAACUUGAAAAUUUGUCAGUCGAGGACAAAGAUGAAGAUCUCUUACCAGAGAUGGACAGUGAAUUAGGUCUUGAUGGUGAAGUUGGCAAAAGGCUGAAUCAGAUGGUUCCAAUCCCUCAUGUUCCUAAAAUUAACGGAGAAAUACCAUCUAUUGAUGAAGCCUCGUCAGAUCAUGAAAGGCUUUUGAACAGAUUACAGUUAUAUGACUUGGUCGAACUCAAAAUUUCGGGAGAUGGAAAUUGUCAGUUUCGGUCAUUGUCGGAUCAGAUAUAUCGGAGCCCAGAGCAUCACAAAUUCGUGAGAGAACAAAUAGUGAACCAGCUGAAGUCACGAGCUGAGUUGUACGAAAAUUAUGUCCCUAUGGCUUAUGGUGAAUACGUGAAGAAAAUGAGCAAAAACGGGGAGUGGGGAGAUCAUGUCACAUUACAGGCUGCGGCUGAUUGGGUAUGAUUUUUCGUGUAUUUUUAUCUUGCUUUGGAUUAUAUCUUUUAAUCGUUUUGUCUUCUUAACUAAUACGUUAUUAUAUCAUAGAAUAGUUUCAGGCUUUUGAUACUCACUCGUAACAAAUAUAUUAUGGAAUNAUUACCGAUUAUGAAGAGCAAGAAAAAGAAGCGAUGGUGGUGGUAACGCCGUUUUCUGAUAAUUUUCUACCAAAUUUUAGAAAGAGGAGAAAGCUUAGUUCAAUUCUUUGUUGUGGAUUUAUGCCUUUGUUAGACAAAACCAUAGGACAAUAGAAAGGAGGAAAAAGAAGAUGAAUGUACAUAUCCAUAUUUGCACAUAGCAAUUUUUGGUGACAAGAUUCUCUCUUUUCUUUCAUUCAUGGUCACUUCUCAUUUCUUACCCACUGUAAAUAUCUACACAUUGAAUUUUAUCUAGUUUGUAAAUAAAUUAGAUUUUUGAGAAGUCUUAAUAAG
Striga asiatica is the source of this 1729-nucleotide messenger RNA. The record is from the annotation of a GenBank genome assembly. Lineage: Eukaryota; Viridiplantae; Streptophyta; Magnoliopsida; Lamiales; Orobanchaceae.